UAGCCAGAGCUCACCUAGAUGCCUGAACUGGACUAAGCCCAGGCUAACUUUAAACUUGAUACGCUGUCUAGUCUCAUUCGGCUAAAUUUAUCCCCUGCCGCGAUGUAGGUACCCAAGGCCCGAGUAUGCCUCAGCAUGUUUUUUAUAUUCCUCAAAAUACAUGUAGAUAUAGGUGAAUCAUUUAAUUCUAUUAAAAUUGGACUCUGCUCCAAUAGUAAAUGCAUUGACGUAGAAAUCCCAUCAACUAAUCAAACUUCAUAUUUGCUAUUCACAAAAACUUAUGAUUAUCCUCAAUCUUGAAGCCAGUGUCCCACCUAUGAAGUUCAAAAUUGAAAGAAUGGAUAAUACAUCUGAAACGAAAGUGGAGAGCAAAACAGCGUUUAAAAAAAAAAAGAAAAAAAAAGGAGAUCCUCCACCAUGCACUUGCAGAUCUGAGGUCACUAUUAUUGAUUUCAGUCUGGGUGCCAUGUUGGUAAAGGGAGGAGUUGCCUGUCUGGUUAUUCUAUGUAUAUACAGAGAGUACUGAGUGUAUAAAUAGGAAGGGUGGUUACACCAUUGACCCAGUGUUCAGUUGGUGCAAAGUCGGUUCAGUGGCCAACAAAUGAUACUUUCUUUUUUACUCUACGUCUGUACAGUAGUGAUAUAAUCAUAUUGAAUUGCCACACCACUGACAACCACCAUAGCCAGCGAACAGCUUAAGAGAUUGCAUUCGGAUUCCACCCUCUUUUGCCUACAUUCAGUAUUCAUACAGUGCUCACCAAAUUGUGUAUUGUCAUCCUAUUAAAAUACCCUGUUAAACAGAAGUUUGCUCUAAAUUAAUUGAGAAAGUUUCAUUGCCUAAUAGUGUCAUAUUAUCCUUACAUAUAUUUACAGUUUAUCACUGUGAUUUCACCCAAGUGAUUAUCGAGUAAAAAGUUGAACGUGAAAGACCCAUAAUUGGACUGUGUUCUAAACAAUCACCUUGGUAAUUUUAAUAUUGAUAUCAUAUCUCUGGUGAUAUAAAUAAAACAAGGAUGUCAGACACUGCAGGAGCAGUACAAGUAAUAGCUUCCCCGUAUAAGAUAAUUGAUCAUGCGAGAGAAAGACGCAAAGGCAUUACAGCCUCGUCACUAAAAGAACUCACUGCCAUAGCUAGAAACCGAUUUGACUUGCCACAAGAAGAGCACCUGACCAUUGUUUUGGAACAGGAUGGUACGGAGGUAGACGAUGAAGAAUACUUUGCUACGCUUGAGAGAAAUACAAGCUUGAUGGUCCUGUGUGGCCAUCAAAGAUGGUCAGCUGCUGGAAGCUCAGCUAGUACAUCACGCUAUGUUCUGCUGGAUGAUACGGAUAGUGGAAAAGAAGGAACAUCAAGAAGGAGGGAACGUGGGAAUGGGGCACAGAUCAAGCCGCUGGUCUCCUCACUGCGUGGAGAUCCAACCCACAUUUCGCUAUUAGGUGGAAACGACUUGGAACUGCUAAGUGAUAUGGAUCCGGAAAGUCUAGCAGACAUUGUGCCUGACAGGAUAUUCCUGGAGCAACUGAAGGAGGCGUCAGGAAGAUUUUUAGCCGAGAAACGACAGGCGCAGGAAUCAAUGGCACUAUUGCAGAUGUAUGCAAGCGGAGGAGAGAUGGAGCGGGCGUAGGCCAUGUGGGGGGUCGGCACCCUCACACUGGCAAACAUGUACCGCAUUCGAAGACGUCUUAUAUACAAGGGACGUCACAUUCAGCAAACGAUGAUUUUCAUCUGGAAUUGAGCCGAAGUUCCAUGUCAAAUUACCCAAUGAAUAUGGGGCAGAAGGAAGGGAGUAAAGUUUCUGUGAUUCAUAUGUGUAUAGAUAUCUGCCGACUGAAUGAUGGGCAAUUUUUAUGUCCUACGUAAUGAUUAAUGGAUGAUCACAGCUUAUAAUACACGCUCAUAAUAUUUGGCAUACCUUCUGCAUUACAGGUAUCGUACGUCUUUUAUCGGAGAGAAUAAAUAAUUGCAACUUUGCACACAAUCGUGUAGGUAAACAUACCCUACAUAAAAUUGCGUUAGGAAUUAAUCGGCUAUAGUGUACUGACCCUUUGCAAAAUAUCCAGUAAAGUAUCAUUCCACCGCUGCCGAGGCUAGAGCGUAAAAAUAAUUUCCUUGCAAGAUAGCCACAUCGAUAUUGGCCCAAGGAUUAGGAUUACAUAUGAUUUUUAUAAAUGUUUAUUACACAUUGUAUUUCUAUAAGAGAUAGGUUUUAGUUGAUACCAAGUUUUAUGAAAUGUUUAAGACUGAAUUUCAUUAUAUUGAGAGGUAAGUAAAGUUUCAUCCCCCAUUUAGAUCACAAUUUUCGCUCCACUAAAAUUAGCUGUUCGAUCCAUAAACCGAUCUUAGCACCCUUUGAUACCAGAAAAAGACACAUUUGAUAGAAAACUAAAUG
Neodiprion fabricii is the source of this 2390-nucleotide messenger RNA. RefSeq names its product DNA fragmentation factor subunit alpha-like. The record is from RefSeq and is a predicted model, not a curated record. Gene Ontology annotation, biological process: regulation of apoptotic process; apoptotic process. NCBI's taxonomy places the organism in Eukaryota, Metazoa, Arthropoda, Insecta, Hymenoptera, Diprionidae. Bases 1014 to 1625 code for a protein of 203 amino acids. The transcript is spliced from 4 exons.